GUCAGUCAGUUAUAGAUCGGCACACAGUGCGAAGCACAUGUUUGCGACACUUUACACUUAAAAAUUUCAUUCUUGAAAACCUCCAAAGGAAACCCCUUGACAAUCGUCAGCGAUUACACAAAAAAAUCGUGCGUGGCAUUUUUCUUCUUAAAAAAAAUAUAGUAAAAAGAAAGUUUCAGUGUGCGCUAACGGAAAAAUUAGAGAAAAUUUCCGCGUGAAAAGGGCCUGAGAUUUGCGUGUUGAGGUCUGCAAGGCAAUCAGAGAGAAGUUAUUUGAAGGCGUUUUACGUGAGCUGAGAAACGUUGUGGUGUCAAUUUGCAAUAUCAACCAGUUUUGCACGGAGGGAAAUUCUUCACCUCAGAGCCGCCACAUAUAUUAACUAGCAGCUUUAACAAAAAAAAAUCUUUCUCCCCCUCCAAAAUGGCUUCAGAUUUACUGAAAAAAGAGGUAAUGUCAUCGUUAUGUAAGUAAUUAAAUGCAUUGAUUGCAUAAAAUUUGCACCCAUUUCGCCCACACUACAAAGUCUCUUCGCAUCGUACUCAUACACUUCAAAAAAGAAAUCUUUAUUGAGCAUCCCUCCAUUUUUCCAUUUAAUGUGCUCCGAAUAUGCUAAAAAUAGCACACCCGGAGAAGAUUUGUUGAAUUUCCUUCAAUUAAUCCGCUUCAUUCGGUGUAGUCUUUGCGUUCGCGAAAAAUGAAAUCAAAAGUAAAAGCAAAGCCCGUGAUUUGCUAAAAGAAUUUAUUAAAAAAGAAGAAAUUUGCUUUGUUGAAGGUUGCCAAUACGAAAUAUUUUAUUUGGAAAUAUGCCUUCUAAAAAAGCAAAAUUCGAAUAUAUCGCAAGAAUGCCGUCAACGUAAGAAAUGUGGAAUGGGCGGAAGAAACCAGUUAUUCUUAUUUGUUAAUUUUAUUUAUUUAGUCUCAACCACGACGUGUGUGCAAAAAUGGCAAAAAUUACCAAUUCAAUCAAUUGAUAGGCAUAAUCAGUUUACGAAAGCCGAUAAAUUUUCUACUGGUACACCUGAAAAUUUCAAUGUUUCACUGAAAUAUUUCAAAACUAUCACUUUUUCAUUGCCGUUAAAUGGCGCAACCAGUAAGUUUCCUUCAUAACCUCACUUUAAUCUUGCUACAUUUUCCGCCAUUUUAUCAAUUUACAAGGAAACGUUAGAAAAAUAUUUUUAUAAGAAUGUAAAUCUAAAGAAACUUUACGAUAAAUAAAAAAAACAUAGAUUCUUGAUAGUUUAGCUCAGACUGCUCAAAUAAAUCAUUCAUAUUGCAUCAUCUUAGAUGCAAGAAAUACCAACUUGCGCGUCAUCUUUUCUGGUUUCCUUAUAAGCUAAAGUCAAACACUACAUUUUGCAUUCAUCACGUCUUUAUUUAUUUAAACUUCAGAGUUUAAAAAAGUAUAAUUUGCAAAAGAAAUGUACAAUUGAACGUAAUCUAAUCUAGGAAUUUCACAACUGCUUCUUGAAUAUUAUCUUGAGAAACAAUAUGGGACUUUCCUUAAUCAAAGUCUGGGUCAAGCAAGUGCGUAGUAGGUUUACUUUUCUGCAAAAUUCCCAUUAUAUUGGACAUUUUAGAAAUGAAAGAAAUAAAACUUUUAUAGUUAACCUCUACAGUUGAGUUUUGUGUCCCAGGAGUUCCCACACAAAAUGGUAAUUUCUCAACCAUUCUGGUUUUUCUUGCACUACAAAAAACUUGCUUGUAGUUUUCCAAUGACCUGCUGUUCCUCAGUUGUUCUCUUUUCACCAGUCUGAAUUUUCAAUCUUUCGUCCUUGUUUCACAAACUAUCUGACGAAAUAUUUAUAUUCAAAAUUCAUGCAAAAAAUGUCAAGAGGUUGAGGGCUAAAUUGUAAAAACGGCAAAAUUCGAAGCUCAAACGACUCGAAAGAUCAAAAAUCUGUCCAGUUUUUGCAUUUUCUUCACACAUCUCUUAAUGUGCGACUAAUAUAAGCUGAUGCGUCCCUCACUAGAGUCCAGCUCAAUCCGGUGGUAAAUAGAAGAUGGCGAAAAAAAACUCCCAUUCAAAAGUCCGCUUGGCACGAUGACGCCUAUGGGAGAUGAAUAGGAGAUACGCUAUCAUAGCUCCCGGGUCAGUAUUGUGGCGAUGGGGCUCAUUUUUUUGUAUUUGAAUUCCAUGGAAUUUUUACGGAAUUUUCUGUUGAAAAUAUUUUCUUGAGAUAUUUUCUUAUGCUUCUUAUUUAUCAAAUAAAUAACCAUCCCAGUGACCUUUGUCCACAAAUCCAAACCGACAAAGGCACACAAUGCAGUGGGUCCGGGAGGGAAGACGUGCCGGGAAAGGACCUGCGAAAGGGAAUUCGGUGUGCUGCUUUCAUUGUACGACUAUGGAAAAAGAAAUCAAUAAUGUGGGAAAAAGGGCUCGUCUCCGGGCAUAACCUCCACACAGAGGCACAACAUUAGUUAUGUAUGGCCUCAUGUAGUGAGUCAAUAUGUGACCGAGAUGGCGUACGCAGUCACGAGAUAUUUGACCGUGAGACGAAGCGAGAUGCAAGAUCCGUUGACGUCAUCAACACACCGCCAACUAUGUGGCUUUGCCUCCGCGUUGCCAGAGCGAAGUCGUCGUCGCCUUUAGCUGCUGAUUUUCUUUUUCCAAAGCGCAUAGGGAAGCAUGGCGCGAUGUUGCCAUGAAAGAGAAAAGAGCUGGUGUGGUAUAAAAUAGAGUAGAAGACAUUUUUGGGGGUGUGUCACCCAUACAGACUCACUGUGAAUGGGAGCAAAAGUUAUGUUACUAAUACAUACUCAAAGAAAACCAUUUGCCUCUGUUUUCUCUUCACAUCUCACCCAACAAAACUGCGCACAAUCGCCAACAAUUUGAAAUUCCAAGCGUGCAAGAGAGAAAAUUUCAUACGAAAUUGUGAAAUUUUUUUUUACAAUGGAGGCACGUUCGAGGCGAAAAAAACACGAGCGCGAGGAGGCAAAGUCUCGCCACACACAACCAUGGACACAGCCAACGCCUUACGCGUCUGUAUAUGUCAGCCUAAAAUAAACCACGGCUUAUUUUAUCGUUCAAACAAGAGAAAAUUAAUGAAAAAGAGGCAUUUUAUAUCACAUUUAUAUACAAAUCGUUAUAUAUGCCGCCCCCGCACAUUUUGUUUCUUAUCGUCAUCGCUAGAAUGUGACCCCAAAAGUUUGAAACUUCCUCCAAAAAAAAAACCUCGGUUAAAAAAAAGAUGGCUGUCCGCGUGUCUUAAGAUAUUUAAAAUGUUUUGUUUUUCUUUAUCAGUUUAAAAGAUAUUCAGUAAAUUCCCGUUAAAAGCGUUAUUUUCCAUAUUUUAUUUUCAUGGCUAACGCCGCCAAGCCUACGACGUCUGUUGUUAUGGCGUCAAAUGGGGAGAGAUGUAAGAAAAAAUCCACAUAGAAAUGCAAAUAUGUGCUAAUGCAGUUAGAAAUCGAGGUACAUACAUAAUAAUAAUGGUACCUAAAGAUUGAGAAUUAUGAAAAAAAAAUGCGAUAAUAUUAUUCGUUUGAUGAACUUACAACAGCCUAUCGCACUGUCACACUUUGCAAAAUGACGCUGUGCAGUAGCACAGUAAGCGUGGCCUUGAAAAAGACAAUUAUUAUUUGGACAAGUCGGGGAUUUUAUCUCAGUAUUUUCGCAAAUAACUGAAAAUGACGCAAACUAUGGCGUCGAUGGCGUCUGUUUUCAAAUGAAGCGCAUCUGAAGGGAAUUUUUCUUCAUGGAUAUUUUGCAAAAUAGUGACUUCUUUGACUGUUCGUGAGUCAUGACGACGCGUAGUUGAUGCAAUACAACGCAAACAUUCUCAAUGCAGCCCACUUCUCAAUAAAAAUCCCCCCUGAAAGGCACGUAAACAACACCACCAGACUGGGCCAUUAAAAGUGACUUAAUUAUUUUAUGUAUUACAUAUUUCUCUCUUACAUUGAAAUUUUUCGCGAGUCAUUUCACGCAAUAUCACGGAAUACUUGGAAAUAUUAAAAUUCAUUGUGAAAUUUCCUGAAAAAAAAAACAAGAUGGCGUCCAAAAUGUAUUCAAAAGAUUGGGAGAAGGAUAGAAUUGGAAUUUUUUAAAAAUCUUUUUUUUAAGAGAUAGAAAAAAACGAAAAAUUCUUUUUAUGCAAAUUCCUUCUAAAAAAAUGUCUUCUGAAAGAAAUUCAGUGGCGUAGCCAUGUCGGAAUGGCGCGAAUCAAAAAAUUCCCAGACACCACUAAGAAGACUGCAAUAAAAAUUCCAACACAGAGAAAGUCAAAAUGGUGUUGAAGCAAUAAAUUUGCUAGUUCAGCAAUAACUGAUAAGAGAAAUUGCGGAGCACGAUAUUGGAGGGCGCUUCCAUGUUAAGUAUGUUAUACACAAAAAUGUUAAAAUGAAUGGGGCUCUUUUUGUACAUAUAUCAAUUUUUUUCAUUAACUUUUUUGACGUAGUUUCUUCUGUGAAACGCCUGCAAUUUUCAUGGAAGAGGUUUUUUGUGCAAAUCAUUUAUUUAUUCAGUUGAUCACUAAUAUUGGGGAGAUUUUUUUUUCUCCAUUGUGGCAAGUUAAUGACUGGCGCGCACCUGAUAUUCAGUGUCAUGAUGGCACAUCAAUGUAUGGUGAAAAAAAUGCUGCGUAGCUAAGUUAUGAAAAGAGGUUAAAGUUCUCUCAGUUUUUUAUGUUUGCUUUUUUCAUUAGAACAAGAAUCAGAUGAAGGACGCCAGACGCCAUUUUUUUUAUAAAGAACAUUCGGUUGAUUUUCGUUAAUGUCUUGACGAAAACGGCCGUUAAUCUUUCGUAAUGUUAUCGUAGAAUAUCGUUAAAGCGACUCCUUCUUUUGCAUUAUGCCUUCAUUAACAUAACCUCCAUUCAUAAAUUACCGCAAUUCAAAGAACUUCAUUUUACUUUCUCACACCUUCAAAUAUGUCUGAUAUCGCACAUUACAUAGACUCCAUUUGACCUUACCUUGCACUCUAUACGGAGUCUUAUAAUUCUUUUUAAACAAAAGCACUAUAUCGCCAUAAUCUAAGUAGUUUUGCAAUCGACGCAUAACUACUAGAUUAUCUACUUAUUGUCUAGCUUCCUGGUUUUAUACGUUUUUUUUUUUUAUAAAAUUAAGACCUAUUUGAAUGUUGUCAGAGCACUUGAUUUUCCCUCUAAAAUCCACUUAAUCAGCUUUAACUUAAAUUCAAGUAUCAAUUAUAGAGAUUUUAUUGCGGAUGGAUGGUUUAAUGUGGUGUGACAAUAUUGCCAAUGGAUUAGUAUUCGUUAUCGCCAUUCUAUCAUUCGAUAGACUCAUUCAAUUUAAUUACUUUACACGUGCCCCAUUGCUUGAAUGUAUUUGGAAGCUCUGGAGCAGAGAGUGAAAAAAACCCAGUUAGCGAAUCGCUUCGUCGGAAAAAAUGAAGAAAAACAUCUCUCAGUCACCUUGGGAGUCCCUUUCAAGUAUCAAGCAUUUUAUUCUUUCUGGAAUUUCAAAAGUAAAAAUUGCGCGCGCGUGAUCUUUUAAUACAAAAUGAAGUUGUCUUAAAACUGGAAGUCGUUAAAUAUUUAAUGGCGUCGCGUCGCUGAGAGUUACUCAAAAUACCCCUGAACUGCCUGAAUGAGUUUAGAAAUUGUUUAAAUUCCAGGAAAUUGUCGUCUGUGACUCUACUCUUUGGCUCAAUUGUACUAUUUCACGUGCAAAAGUUAAUUAAUUUCUGUUUAUUGGUUAUAUUUUGAGAAAUUUAAAGCAAUAAAUUGAAAAAAAAUGGAAUGUUUAACCAAUAUCUGUCGGAGAAGAAAAAAGGCAAAAAUUGCAGAAUAUAUUAAGGAAAAGUGUGAAGAGUUGGUGCUAACAGAUGAAAAAACGAAGCAGUACAUGAAGAAUUUGCUGGUGGAACUCAACAAAGGUCUGAAGAAGAAAACACAUGCAGAAGCUGAUAUCAAAUGCUUCGUAACGUACGUUCAGGAUUUGCCAAAUGGAAAAGAGACUGGCAAAUUUUUGGCAUUGGAUCUGGGUGGAACGAAUUUUCGUGUUCUUCUAAUUCACCUCAAGGCAGAGAAUGAAUUUGAGAUGCUCUCUAAGAUCUAUGCUAUCCCCAAGAAUAUUAUGGUGGGCACAGGGAAGCAGCUCUUUGAUCAUAUUGCAGAAUGUCUGGCGAACUUUAUGAAAGAACAUCAAGUGUACAAGGAACGUCUUCCGCUGGGAUUCACCUUCUCCUUCCCCCUUACACAGCUUGGACUCACAAAGGGUCUCCUCGUACGAUGGACCAAAGGUUUCGACUGUGAGGGUGUUGUUGGUGUUGAUGUGGUGCAACUCCUGAAGGACGCCAUUGCAAGACGUGGAGACGUGCAAAUUGAAGUCUGUGCAAUUCUGAAUGAUACAACGGGUACAUUGAUGUCUUGUGCAUGGAAAAAUCACAAUACGAGAAUUGGACUGAUUGUUGGAACUGGAAGCAAUGCGUGUUACGUGGAAAAAGUUGAAAAUGCAGAAAUGUUCGACGUGCCGGAGAACAAGAAGCCGCAUGUGAUCAUUAAUACAGAAUGGGGGGCAUUUGGGGACAAUGGAGCCCUUGAUUUUGUACGCACUGAAUUUGACAGGGAUAUCGAUGAGAAUAGCAUAAAUCCCGGAAGUCAAUUGCAAGAAAAGAUGAUUUCGGGGAUGUAUCUGGGCGAAUUGGCGCGUCUUGUGAUUCAGAAAUUCACAAAGAGUGGCCAUUUGUUUGGUGGAAAGGGCUCGGAGUUGCUGUUCAAGCGAUGGAAGUUCUUCACAAAGUACGUCUCGGAAAUUGAAUCAGACAAACCGGGAGUCUUUACCAAUUGCCGCGAAGUGAUGGAGGAAUUGGGCUUGGGACAUGCAACUGAUGAAGAUUGUGCCAAUGUACGUUAUAUUUGCGAAUGCAUAUCCCGCAGGGCGGCUCAUCUUGUUUCAGCGGGUAUUGCGGUGCUUAUCAAUAAAAUGGAGGAACCCAAUGUUACUGUCGGUGUUGAUGGCUCAGUGUAUCGUUUCCAUCCCAAAUUCCAUGAUUUAAUGAUGGAGAAGACGAGGCAAUAUGUCAAUCCAGGCAUCAACUUUGACCUCAUGCUGUCGGAAGAUGGUUCAGGACGAGGGGCUGCCCUCGUGGCGGCUGUUGCCUCGCGCGAAACUCAAUAGAGUUAAAACCCCACCACCUCCAACAAGCUUAAACCUUUCCUAAAUAUCAAAAAAAAAUUGUAAAUAUGUUUUUAAGAUAAAAAAAAUCCAUCAUAGAAUGAAAGCUUGCAAAUAUGCGAUUUUAGCUGUAAAAAAAGAUUAUAUUUGGGAGUGAGUUUUGCAAAAUGAAAGGAACAUCCAAUCAUUAAUGAGAUUGUGCCAUUAAAAGUUUUUUUUGUGAAUUAAUUUUUGCACCCCUCAAACAUUCACUUUGCAGGAAUUUCUCUUUAAAAAGACAUUAAGACAAUAUAUUUUUAAAAGAAGAAAAAAAAUCAAGUUAAGCUCCGUGAAAAGUUAAUAAAAGAGAUUUUAAAAAUAGGCAAAAUAAAUAAAAUAGCAAUGAUAGUUUUGAGAACAUUAUAGGCAUAGUGAGAAGAAAUAUUUAAGAUUUUUUGUUGUUGUUUCGAAGGAGGAUUUUUGAAAGAAUGGGGAAAACUUAUAAAAAAAAAAUUGUAUAGUUAAUUUUUUCUGGGGGAUAAAUACUUAAAAUAAAAAUGAAAAAUCAAAUUUAAUUAAUUUAGUUUUUACUUUCUAUUUAGAUGGUAAUUUUUAAGUAGUGAGAGAUAAUUUUGAAAAGCCAACCUAUUACUUGUUAGUGCGAUAUUUAGCUUUAAGGGAACCUCUUUGUAGAUAAAAAAAAAAAAUAAGGGAUUCACCAUUCGGGUUAUUUUUGACAAAAUUUUUAUAUCCAAAAUCUUUUUAAUUAGAAAAAUUAUUAUUAUUAUUGUAUGUAUAUUUUUUAAUAACAUAAGGCAGACGUGAAUGAAUCUUUGAACUACAAAAAAAUAUGAAAAGAGAUGUCUUAUUGAACUUUUUUUUGAUGAAGAAAGGAAGAAAAAAUCACAUUUAUCUUCAAGAUAAUUUAUUAAUGAGUUUUAAUUCUACAAAAAAAAACAAAUUUGUGAAAAUAAACCACUAUAUGUUUAUAUAAAAAA
Molecule: messenger RNA, 8051 nt
Organism: Lutzomyia longipalpis
Lineage: Eukaryota; Metazoa; Arthropoda; Insecta; Diptera; Psychodidae
Gene: Hex-A
Product: hexokinase type 2
Exons: 8
Coding region: 5692-7077 (461 amino acids)
Biological process (GO): intracellular glucose homeostasis; glucose 6-phosphate metabolic process; glycolytic process
Cellular component (GO): mitochondrion; cytosol
Molecular function (GO): fructokinase activity; ATP binding; glucokinase activity
Source: RefSeq, a predicted model, not a curated record